This is a messenger RNA of Pectinophora gossypiella (pink bollworm), 5384 nucleotides long. It is a transcript of the gene Sra-1, whose product is annotated as cytoplasmic FMR1-interacting protein. Gene Ontology annotation, molecular function: small GTPase binding; RNA 7-methylguanosine cap binding. Gene Ontology annotation, cellular component: SCAR complex; synapse; neuron projection. Gene Ontology annotation, biological process: cell morphogenesis; regulation of translation; axon guidance. The transcript has 28 exons. The coding region runs from base 211 to 4038 and encodes 1275 amino acids. The record is from RefSeq and is a predicted model, not a curated record. NCBI's taxonomy places the organism in Eukaryota, Metazoa, Arthropoda, Insecta, Lepidoptera, Gelechiidae.
UGGUCGUACAGUACUGUUUUUCGGAAAGUCAAUAUUAUUAUCAGUUUUCUGAUUAAAUAUAUGCUGUUAGCUAAUUAGCAGUUACUAAUAUCUAUAUUACGUUGAGUUUUUACUAAAAUACGUUUGUAUAUAACUCGUAAACGUUGAUUUCUCGCUUCCGGUGUGGGGGGUCUGUUUGUCGUAUUUUAUGUGAUUUUACUGUUUUAAAACAUGUCUGUGAGUGAAAAAGUGUCGCUAUCGGACGCUUUGAGCAAUGUUGAUGUUUUGGACGAGCUCACUUUGCCUGAUGAGCAGCCGUGCAUCGAAGCUGCUCCAUGCUCCAUCCUGUACCAGGCUAACUUCGACACGAACUUUGAAGACCGUAAUGGCUUUGUCACCGGCAUUGCUAAGUACAUUGAGGAGGCAACCGUUCAUGCCAACCUGAACGAGCUGCUGGAGGAAGGCAACGCUCACGCGGUGAUGCUGUACACUUGGAGGUGCUGCAGCCGCGCGAUCCCGCAGCCGCGUUCCAACGAGCAGCCUGACCGCGUGCACAUCUACGAGCGCACCGUGCAGGUGCUGGCGCCGGAGGUCGACAAGCUGCUGCAGUUCAUGUACUUCCAGCGCAAGGCUAUCGAGCGUUUCUGCGGCGAAGUCCGGCGGCUCUGCCACGCAGAGAAGCGGCGCGACUUCGUGUCGGAGGCCUACCUGCUGACGCUCGGCAAGUUCGUCAACAUGUUUGCCGUGCUCGACGAGCUCAAAAACAUGAAGAGCUCCGUCAAGAACGAUUACUCUACCUACAGGAGGGCCGCGCAGUUCCUGAAGGUGAUGUCUGACAGCCAGAGCCUGCAGGAGUCACAGAACUUGUCAAUGUUCCUUGCCACGCAGAACAAAAUCCGGGACACUGUCAAGGACGCGCUCGAGAAGAUCAAUGGGUACGAGGAUCUGCUGGCGGAUGUGGUCAACAUCUGUGUCCACAUGUACGAGAAUAAGAUGUACCUCACGCCAUCAGAGAAGCACAUGCUUGUCAAGGUGAUGGGGUUCGGCCUGUUCCUAAUGGACUCCGACGCAUGCAACAUUAACCGUUUGGAUCAGAAAAAGAAGAUACGACUCGACCGCAUUGACAGAAUAUUCAAGAAUUUGGAGGUGGUACCUCUGUUCGGCGAUAUGCAAAUAGCUCCUUUCAACUACAUUCGGAGAUCCAAGCACUAUGACCCUAGCAAAUGGCCGCUGUCCUCGAGCCCGACCCCGCUGUCUCCCCAGGCAGACCUGAUGGUGCACUUACCGCAGAUCAGGGAGGAACACCAGAACUACAUCUCUGAACUGGCUCGCUAUAGCAACGAGGUCACAACAACGUUCAAGGAAGCAGGCUCGGAUACAGAGAACAAGGCGGUCACAGAGCUGUGUCUGCGAGGCCUACAGCUCCUGUCUCGCUGGUGCUGCGUGCUCACCGAGCUCUGCUCGUGGAAGCUGUUGCACCCUACCGACCACACCGUCAACGCGCGCUGCCCACCUGACGCCGAGGAGUAUGAGAGGGCAACCCGCUAUAACUACACUUCAGAGGAGAAGUUCGCCAUGAUAGAGGUGAUAGCUAUGAUCAAGGGGCUGCAGGUGCUCAUGGCUCGCAUGGAGACGGUGUUCGCGGACGCGGCGCGCCGCUCCAUAUACGCGGAGCUGCAGGACUUCGUGCAGCUGGUGAUGAGGGAGCCGCUCAGGAAGGCCAUCAAGAAUAAAAAGGACUUGAUCAGGAGUAUAAUAGUGUCGGUUCGCGAGACCUGUGGCGACUGGGCCCGCGGCUGCGAGCCGCAGCAGGACCCCAUCCUGCGCGGCAAGAAGGACGGCGAGCCCAGCUUCACCAUCAAGGUGCCCAGGAGGAACGUGGGUCCGUCGUCGACGCAGCUGUACAUGAUCCGCACGCAGCUGGAGGCGCUCAUCUCGGACAAGUCCGGCGGGCGGCGCACGCUGCGCAAGGAGCUGGACGCCAACACGCUGCUGCAGAUAGAGGGCUUCCACACGCAGAGCAAGUACUGGGGCGCGCUGCUCAACCUCUCAGACUCUCUACAGAAGUGCUGCGACCUCUCCCAGCUGUGGUACAGGGAGUUCUACCUGGAGAUGACCAUGGGAAGGAAAGUCAACAAAUGCAUGGUCCGCCACCAACACAACGAGGAGUGCAACGACCUGAUCACGAUGGAGAAGCGCAUCCAGUUCCCGAUCGAGAUGUCUAUGCCGUGGAUCCUCACAGACCACAUCCUACGGAGCAAGGAACCCGCUAUGAUGGAGUACGUGCUAUACCCGCUCGACCUGUACAACGACUCCGCCCAGUACGCGCUCACAGUAUUCAAGAAACAAUUCCUUUACGACGAAGUAGAGGCAGAGGUGAACUUAUGCUUCGACCAGUUCGUGUACAAACUGUCCGAGCAGGUGUAUGCGCACUACAAGCAGCUCGCCGCCAGCAUGCUGCUAGACAAGCGUUACCGCGCCGAGUGCGCCGCCAGGGGCGCCAGCACCAGCGCCGGCGCAGGGCGAUACGCCUCGCUGCUGCGGCAGAGACAUGUGUCGCUGCUGGGGCGACACGUCGACCUCUGCGCUCUGGUGGCACAGCGCAUCAACGCGGACAUGCAUCGCGCUCUCGACGCCGCCGUCGCCAAGUUUGAGGCGGGAGACAUCACUGGAGUCAUAGAACUGGAAGGCCUCAUAGCCGUGAACCGCUUGUGCCACAAGCUGCUGAGCCGCUACCUAACCCUGGACGACUUCGAAGCCAUCCUGCGGGAGUCAGACCACGGCGUCCUGGCCCCGUACGGCCGAGUGACGCUGCACGUGUUUUGGGAGCUCAACUACGACCUUUUGCCCAACUACUGCUACAACGCUGCCACCGACAGGUUCGUGAAGUGCCGCGGCAUUCAGUUCGCGGCGGGCGUGGUGCGCGAGCGGCCGCCGCAGUGUGGCCACGCCCUGCUGUGGGGCUCCAAGCAGCUCAGUCUGGCGUACUCCGCACAGUACGCCCAGUACAACGGGUUCGUGGGCCCGCAGCACCUGCACGCGCUGGUGCGUCUGCUGGGCUACCAGGGCGUGGCGGUGGUGGUGGCGGAGCUGCUGGGCGUGGCGCGCGGCCUGCUGCACGGCACGCUGGCGCAGUUCACGCGCGCGCUGCAGCAGGCCAUGCCGCGCCACUGCAAGCUGCCGCGCUACGACUACGGCUCCAACGGUGUCCUGGGCUACUACCACGCGCAGCUGACGGACAUCGUGCAGUACCCGGACGCCCGGACUGAACUGUUCCACGCGUUCCGUGAACUCGGCAACAUCAUCCUGUUCUGCAUGCUCAUUGAACAGGCCCUCAGCCAGGAGGAGGUCACUGACCUGCUGCACGCGGCUCCCUUCCAGAACAUUCUCCCGCGGCCAUAUUGCGCUGAGGGCGAGAAGCCAGAAACCAAGACCAAGCGACUGGAGGCCAAGUACGCGGCGCUGCAGAUCGUGCAGAAUGUCGACAAGUACGGCACUGCCAAGCAAAGCCAGCUGUCCCGCGAGGGUGACCUGCUGACCCGCGAACGUCUGUGCUGCGGGCUGUCGCUGUUCUCCGUGGUGCUGCGCCGCCUGCGCGCCAGCCUGGCCCCGCCCGCGUGGCCCGCGCCACCCGCGCCGCCGCACCACGCGCCCGCGCACAACGACGACACCACCGAGUUCCACAGACUGUGGUCAGCUCUGCAAUUCCUGUAUUGUAUUCCCGUUGGCGAGACGCAGUUUACUGUUGAGGAGCUGUUCGGUGAAGGCCUGCACUGGGCCGGGUGUACGCUCAUCGCCCUGCUGGGGCAGCAGCGGCGCUUCGAGGCCCUCGACUUCUGUUACCACAUCCUCAGGGUGCAGCGCGUCGACGGAAAAGAUGAGCUCGUCAAAGGAAUCCCGCUGAAGCGCAUGGUGGACCGCAUCCGUCGCUUCCAGGUCCUCAACUGCCAGAUAUUCGGCGUGCUGGCGCGUCACCUGGCUGCCGACGACGAGAGGCAGGGCGUCGAGCACGUGCGCUGCUUCCCGCCGCCCUCCGCGCCGCAACACUCGCUGGGGUAGACUGACAUGUCACUCGGAUAUUUUGACAUUUGUAUCGUUAAUAAUUCAAUAUGUAGCAUUACAACCCCCACUGCGUAGCAUAAACGCCCCCAAUAUGUAGCAUAACGGCCCCCACUAUAUAGCAUAACGGCCCCCAAUAUGUAGCAUAUUUUUCGAAUUGUUUAUUUAUCGGACUUCAUUCGAACAACAUAAAUCAUAUUAGUUUUCUAAUGGUAGUAAUAAUCCACAACCAAAAACUAAUACAUUUGAGCGAUACUGGGCACGGCAGCGCGUAGCACCCAGCUCUCCAGCAGCGCGUCCCACCGACCUGCCAACACAGGCCUGAUAAAAAAAGCACAGCACAACGGCCCCCACUAUAUAUCAUAAACACCCCCAAUCCUUCCUCAUGUAAAAUCUUUCAUAUUUUUAUAUAAACAAUAAUCUUUCCAUAUUAAAUAAGUUAUAUAGGUUAUUAUUAUUAAUGCGAUAUUAUAUUAUUCCAUUCCCAACGUAAAGUAGAUUUUAAUGCAUUUUAUUGUAAGAUAAUAAAAUUAUUAUUAGAUAAUAAAAUUAGGUAAAUUAUGUUUAAUUUAUUGUCUAAGUCAUCAUCAUCAUCUCCCUAGCGUUAUCCCGUUUUCACGGGGUCCGCUUACCUAACCUGAUGAUUUGACAGGUCCGGUUUUUUUUACAGAAGCGACUGCCUGUCUGGGGGUUGAAAAGGCUACAUCGAAACAAUUCAUCUAAAAAGCAAUUUUGCAAUUUGACAUUUGCGCAUAUAAAAGUAAGUGCGCAAUGCAAACAAAUGUCAAAUAGCAAUAUUACUUUUUUAGGUGAAUCGCUUUGAUGAGGCCUUUUUAAUCCCCUGACGUUCCGAUCCGAAAGUAUAAUUUCAUUGUUGGCCCUGUUACACCUUGUUUUAUUCUAAGUUAUAUCUGUCCUUUUCUUAUCCGCCGAAAACGAAAGAGACGGGUAAUCGACACGACAUGAACAUUAUGAAACUCUAAGCAACCCUCUCAAAAAUUUACAUCGGCCUAUAACCCGACGGAAUUAGGUUGACAGCACACGUCAAACGGGUUGCAUACCAGCUAGAUGCCUGUUUGUAUCGCCCGGGUUAUUCGUUCAAUCACUCAUUGAUUUUAAAUUUAACAGCUGUCAGUCACCCGUCCCUUUCCUUUUAGGUGGAUAAGAAAGUGACAGGUAUAACUUAGCAUAAAAUUAUAUACCAUUACUAUUAAUCUAACACCACUUUCUAUGCAAUCUUGUUAAGUUGUUAAGUAAUAUUUUAUUUAAAAAGUAUUGUAUUGAAAUUAAAUCUAAGAUUUCUCUACUAUUUUGUAAUCGAAUUAAAUAAAGAAUUUAGAAUAAUA